Messenger RNA from Selaginella moellendorffii, 531 nucleotides. Its product is annotated as non-specific lipid-transfer protein 1-like. Bases 157 to 465 code for a protein of 102 amino acids. The record is from RefSeq and is a predicted model, not a curated record. The transcript has a single exon. Lineage: Eukaryota; Viridiplantae; Streptophyta; Lycopodiopsida; Selaginellales; Selaginellaceae.
GAAGGUGUGGCAGUAGGAGAAGUUCAUUGCACUGCCUCUGGGCGCUCUCACUUAUUUCUCCCUGCGCCUCUCUCUCGUUAUAAGGGCGAGCGCGGACGAGCUCUUGAGGAACAUCGUGCUUUUGGUUGGUUGCUUGCUUCUCUCAGCAGCGUUGGCAUGGGCGGAGCGCGCAUCCUGGUUGUUGUAGCUUUGCUUGCCUCACUGCUGCUCCAUGUCGGACUUGUAGCGGCCGCUGUGGAUUGCAGCGCUGCGCAGCAGGCAAUGUUUCCUUGCCUCUCGGCGGCGGUGGGAGGCAAUCCACCGCCACCCUCGGUUGCCUGUUGCACCGCCAUGAAAAGCGUGUCCAAGCUUGAGAUGUGCCAGUGCCUCGUGAAUCAAACGUCCACGGUGCCAGGCCUCAACAUGACUGCCGCCAGAAACAUCCCGGCGAACUGCAACAUCUCCGCCGCCGCCGACUGCUCCUGAUUUCACCUGCAAUGCUCUUGUAUGUUCCCAUAUAUUAACAAUCAAUGUUUUAAGAUACCUUGUGGA